GUCACAAUGCGCGCUGGCAAAAGUGUGUUUCGUUCAACGUCAAUGCAAUGGACCCGACACACCUCCAACACUUGGCACACAUUCCUUCAGUUUUUCAGUGCUAUCAUCCCUGCAGGCGCAAUAACGCACUUCAGCAGGCAGUUUGGACACAAGGCGCACUGACCACUCACAGUUUGGAAAAUCAACUGCUGCAAAUGUCUAAAAUACACUGGUUUACUAUGUCGUAGGGACAGCAGAGUGAGUCACUCACUGGAAUAAGCAUACAGAUUGAUUUAUCACCUGUGACAACGGACAACUACGAUGGAUACCACUUUGGACCCCCUUUCAACAUCUCUUCUCUACGACGAGGAAGAUGGAAACGAAACCUCUACCAAUCUAUUUGAGCAGCCGGACUGGCAGGUGGCACUAUGGGCGAUUGCAUACUCCUUGAUCGUAAUUGUGUCCAUCAUUGGCAAUGUCACUGUUAUUUGGAUCAUUCUGGCACAUAAACGCAUGAGGACAGUGACCAACUACUUCAUUGUAAACCUCGCAUUUUCUGAUGCAUCUAUGGCAACUUUUAACACUGUCUUUAAUUUCGUGUACGCUUUGCACAAUGACUGGUAUUUUGGUUUGGGAUACUGUAAAUUUCAAAACUUCUUCCCAAUAACAGCAAUGUUCUCAAGUAUUUAUUCAAUGGCGGCUAUUGCUGUUGACCGAUAUAUGGCUAUAAUUCACCCUCUGAAGCCCAGGCUCUCCUCCACUACUACUAAAGUUCUGAUCGGGGUUAUCUGGACUGUGGCGUUUUCACUGGCUUUUCCUCAGUGUUAUUACGCCAGCACAAAUUUCUACUUCCCUCGGACUGUUUGUAUGGUGGAAUGGCCUGACGAUUAUGGAGGGAAACAUCAGCUCUCGUAUCAGAUUGCUGUGAUUAUCCUGAUCUACUUGCUCCCUCUGCUGGUGAUGUUGGUGACCUACAGCCUGGUGGGAAGGAGGCUGUGGGGCAACGAGAUCCCUGGAGAAGCAUCAAACCACUACCAGAACCAGAUGCAGGCGAAAGGCAAGGUUGUGAAGAUGAUGAUAGUGGUGGUGACGACCUUUGCAAUAUGUUGGCUUCCCUACCACAUCUACUUCAUCCUGGGGAGCUUCAACAGGGACAUAUACAAGCAGCACUACAUCCAGCAGGUCUAUUUGUCCAUCUUCUGGCUGGCUAUGAGUUCCACUAUGUACAACCCCAUCAUUUACUGCUGUCUAAACCAAAGAUUCCGCUCAGGUUUUCGCAAAGCGUUCCAGUGGUGCCCCCUCAUCAAGGUUUCUGAGGAGGACAACAUGGAACUGCAGCACAUGAGAACCUUCCACAUGAGACGCAGUUAUCACACUGAGACCACCAGCGUGGUGGUCCGUAAUCAUGUCAACGAAGCAGAAGACACCACUUCCAAACUAAUCAAGGCCUGAAUCUACAAUAUUUCAGUGAUGAGGGUGAAAAACACUCGUGUUGGCUAUUCUAAAAAAUCAAGCACGGCCAUACUUGCACAUAAUACCUCACAACAGAAUUAGAUUUUCCCUCCUAUUGUUCUCUAUUCAGUGGGCUUUACUGGUGGAGUAUUCAUCUACUCCUAUGGCAUAAGCACCAAGCCUGUUUUUGUUUCCGUGUUGCUGCUUGAAGUACUAGUCCUAGUAUGUGUAUAGAUCAGUUCAUUUUGUAUAUGCUGUAUAC
This is a messenger RNA of Sinocyclocheilus rhinocerous, 1693 nucleotides long. RefSeq names its product neuromedin-K receptor-like. Gene Ontology annotation, cellular component: plasma membrane; sperm midpiece. Lineage: Eukaryota; Metazoa; Chordata; Actinopteri; Cypriniformes; Cyprinidae. Bases 301 to 1431 code for a protein of 376 amino acids. Gene Ontology annotation, biological process: G protein-coupled receptor signaling pathway; positive regulation of flagellated sperm motility. Gene Ontology annotation, molecular function: substance K receptor activity. The transcript has 5 exons. The record is from RefSeq and is a predicted model, not a curated record.